Branchiostoma floridae (Florida lancelet) is the source of this 323-nucleotide messenger RNA. RefSeq names its product trypsin-3-like. Gene Ontology annotation, biological process: proteolysis. Gene Ontology annotation, molecular function: serine-type endopeptidase activity. The record is from RefSeq and is a predicted model, not a curated record. The transcript is spliced from 2 exons. The coding region runs from base 19 to 303 and encodes 94 amino acids. Lineage: Eukaryota; Metazoa; Chordata; Leptocardii; Amphioxiformes; Branchiostomatidae.
GGGUUAGCGACCUCCCUGAUGCAGACCAUAGUUCCCAUCAUGAACCGCGACAAGUGCAACACCCGGAAGUACAUGAACGGACAGGUCAGUCCCAACAUGCUCUGCGCCGGAUAUGACGAAGGAGGAAGGGACGCCUGCCAGGGUGACUCCGGCGGCCCCCUGGUCUGUAACUACAGCGGAAAGUGGACCCUGGACGGCAUCGUGUCCUGGGGGUACGGCUGUGCGCAGGCGUACAAGCCCGGCAUCUACACCCGCGUCACCCAGUUCGUCAGCUGGAUCAACAACAAAAUGGCGGCAAACUAGACUGAGCAUAGCAGCCCGUU